UUAGAGAUCCUGUGUUCCGUCAACAUUCUUCAAUUUAUAUUCAUUGCCUUAAGACUGGACAAGAUCAUCCAUUGGCCCUGGCUAGUUGUUUGUGUUCCACUGUGGAUUUUGAUGUCCUUCUUGUGCCUGGUGGUGCUAUAUUACAUUGUUUGGUCCGUCUUGUUCUUACGCUCUAUGGAUGUUAUUGCAGAACAAAGGAGGACACAUAUAACGAUGGCAAUCAGCUGGAUGACAAUUGUUGUACCACUGCUUACAUUUGAGAUUCUGCUAGUUCAUAAACUGGAUGGCCAUAAUGCAUUCUCAUGUGUCCCUAUAUUUGUCCCACUUUGGCUUUCAUUAAUAACUUUAAUGGCAACAACAUUUGGACAGAAAGGAGGCAAUCACUGGUGGUUUGGAAUUCGUAAAGAUUUCUGUCAGUUUCUCCUUGAAAUUUUCCCUUUUUUAAGGGAAUAUGGAAAUAUUUCAUAUGAUCUACAUCAUGAAGACACUGAAGAAACCGAAGAAACACCAGUCCCAGAACCUCCAAAAAUUGCUCCUAUGUUUCGGAAGAAGACUAGAGUAGUCAUUACACAGAGCCCUGGAAAAUAUGUCCUUCCACCUCCAAAAUUAAAUAUAGAUAUGCCAGAUUAGGUGGAAAUUCAAGACUCGUAUGGACAGUAUGUGGCAUAGAAAAUACACAAAAUAUUUCUUCUUCUACAUUACUUUGCCUACAUUAUAAACUGGAACUGGAAGUAAAAUCAAAUCUCUUCAUCUCAUGCUUUGAAUAAAUAUCACAGCCACUAGUGAAUCAUCAGUAUGUAAUAUAUAGAUAUUGACAGUUAUUUUAAUAUAUGUCUUGUGUGUGAGAAAGCUUUCAAGACCAACCUUUUCAGAGUUUCUAUCAGCAAGUUGAAAUGAUAUCAGAUUGAGUAAUUGGGAAUUUGCCAAGCUGUUUUUUAAAUGCUACCAUGCCUUUCAAAAGUAGGACUAGUCUCAUUGGCAAAACAUAAUCUACAACCAGCCUAAAUAGUUCUCUAUUCCACUCCUUGUUUCAUAGAAUAUGCAUUCUUUUUAGUGUUGUUCUUGUUAAGAUUUUCUUUGGGCAUGCUCAUAGCCAUCUUUAAUGGUCUAACUGGUGGAUCUUUCUAAUGGAGUAACUCCAUGCCUGUAUAGUAUUUAUAUGAACGUUUUAGCAACGUGUAAUAUAUUCUGUUGAAAUUCUAGUUCUGUACAGUAUAAUUAUAUUAUGUUAAAGUAUUUUAAAAGCCUAUAUAUGAAGAUAUAUGUUCUAUAUGGAAGAAGUCCUUUCAAGUGUUUUAGAAAUAUUAAUUAAUGUGUGUCUGUCGGGUAUGGGAACUUAUCAAAGUAGUAAUCAGCAUGACCAUCAGAGACUGAAAAUAGUGUUGAUUUGAAAUUCAAGUUUUUGUAUAUUUAGGUCUAUACUAAUAAGUCGGUGAAGACAAUUUCAAAGCUCGAUAUAUCACAUCAGUAACCAGAGUUAGGCAGUUUUAGCUUUUGUUCGAAUCUGGCAUUCCUGUCUUGCUGAUGCAAUACCAGACUCUACAGUUCUGUUCUUUACCACUUUCAGGCACCACAUGGACAGCAGAUCUAAUCUCAGAAUACUGAAAAUUAGAAAGAAAUGGCAUGGCCAAUUCUAAAAGGCUUGGGAUCCCAGUUUCCCCAUAAUAGGAAGCAUUAAUUAGAGUUUGAAUACUAAGACUUAACUAAGGUGGGGGUGAGGGGAGGAAGCCCAUAUCAGAACUGUGUUUGUUUGAAGAUCUGCAGUGACUUGGUGGCUAUACGCAAUGCUAUGCCAAUUCAGAAGCUUUUGUGAAUUAAUUCAAAAGUAAUUUGUUAGUAUUAUCCCAGUGCUAAGAAGGUAAGAAGUCAGAUUCGUCCAGCUUAACAGUCUUUUGGCCACAAAUGAAAAGAACCGUUGAUACUCUUCCUCAGGAUCGAUCAGAAGGUGUUCGAUUCCACAGCAUAGGCAACUUUUUUUAAUUGUCUGAAUUCUGUCUAAUGUAAAUUCUGUAAAUAACUAAAACCUUUGCACUGGCCUAGGAGCAGAUAUGUUCGGGUGGGGGGUGGGGGGAGGGAGUGAAGUUUUUCCAGUUUUGUGUGUAAAAACUUGAGCUAAAAGUCACUAUUUUUCCCCUCUACAUAGCAGUUCAAUAAACUGGUUCAUUUUUCAUGUGCA
Messenger RNA from Gracilinanus agilis (Agile Gracile Mouse Opossum), 2176 nucleotides. Its product is annotated as transmembrane protein 185A. The transcript has 4 exons. The record is from RefSeq and is a predicted model, not a curated record. The annotation marks the transcript as partial. NCBI's taxonomy places the organism in Eukaryota, Metazoa, Chordata, Mammalia, Didelphimorphia, Didelphidae.